Molecule: messenger RNA, 408 nt
Organism: Brassicogethes aeneus
Lineage: Eukaryota; Metazoa; Arthropoda; Insecta; Coleoptera; Nitidulidae
Source: the annotation of a GenBank genome assembly
GGAAAAUUUCAUGUUCCUUUAUAAUUGUCAAAUAUUUAAUUGUUUUUAAUUCUGUCCAUGUUUGUUAGUAAAAUGAUUUUUUAAAUGGCUCAAAACAAACCUGGAAUUAAAGAUGCGGUUGCUAAAGAAUACCUCUCAAAAAAACAAUGGGAAUUUAAAUAUGGAGAUCUUCAAAAAUGCUAUAUAAAGUUACAAGAUGAUUUAAAGGAAAUAUCGAAUAAAUCGGGUUACUUAAACUUAAUCAGAAAACAGAAGGAACAAGAUAAUCGACAAAUUAAAAUUCCACCCACCACCAAUGGAAUGUAUGGGUUACUUGCAAAAAGAAAGGAUUUUAAAUACCUCGACUGUCCGGAUAUUUAUGAAAAUCUACCACUACCAAAAGAGUAUCACCUUGUAGAAAAAAAUUAA